Molecule: messenger RNA, 1266 nt
Organism: Rotaria sp. Silwood2
Lineage: Eukaryota; Metazoa; Rotifera; Eurotatoria; Philodinida; Philodinidae
Source: the annotation of a GenBank genome assembly
AUGGAACCUACCGAGUAUAACCAAAAUGAUCAGGGUUUUCCGACUAACGACAAUACAAUACAUAUGUUGGAUCAAGAAAUAGAUCAGCCAAGUCAAUCUAUGAUAUUGAAUAAUGAUGAACAACAAUAUUCACAAGGAGAUUGUUUAGAACAUGAAACUUUCAGUGUAAAUAAAUCAGUCAAUAACAUCAAUGAAGGUUCUCUACAAAGUGCAUUGCUCGAUGUACCAGUGUUGCCUAGUAGCUUUGAUAAUUUACCAUCUACUAUAUUUACUUCUUUAUCUUACAACACCGUUGAAACAAUUAUAACUUUUGUUCCGUCGGAAUCAUGCACAUCAUCAAGCAAAGAAAAAGAUCAAAAACAAAAAAAGAAUUUUCUUGGUUUUCAUAUUAAAAUCGAAGAAGAACCGAAACAGAAUAUUUUCGAAGAUGUGCCUAAAGAUUCAACAACAUUAAUAUUUCAAAAUUUAUCAACCGAAGUUCACGUAAAUGAGUUCAAUAUUGCUCGAUAUCUUGGUUGCGGAAAAUAUGGUUCAGUAGAUGCUGUAAAAAUUAUUAGAUCAUCUUAUGAAAUCGAUCUUGCCGUUAAACGAAUUCCACUCAUAACAAAAACUGAAGAAUCUUCUGUUAUACAAACAGAAUUGAGCAUAAUAAAAGAAAUCAUGAAUUCAAGCACUUGUCCAUAUCUGAUUGAUUAUUACGGAUAUCUGAUUGAUACUGUUGUUUCAGCACUUGAAUUCUUAUCAGAGAAAAAUUAUUUUCAUCGUGAUAUUAAACCAGAAAAUAUUUUGGUUAAUACUCAAGUUAUUUUCAAACUGAGUGACUAUGGAAUCUGCUGUAAAAUAGAUGAAAUUUAUUCAGAUAAAUAUCAUCUUAUGGGAACAAUUCAUUAUUUAUCGCCAGAACUACUUGAUAUGCCACCCGAUUAUUGUUCGAAGCAAAGUGAAUUAUGGGCAUUAGGAAUUAGUUUAAUUGAAAUUAUUAAUGGUCAACAUCCAUAUAUGGGUUCGGACAUUUUGGAUCACUGGAUAUUAUUUCAAAGGUUUAAUCCAACAAUUUCUAAUCGAAAUUUUUCAAAAAAUAUUGAAGAUUUGAUUUUAUCUUUAGUGAAAAAGAAUGUUCAAUGUCGACUUGAUUCUUACAGUAAAAUUCUUAGCAUGCCAUUUAUUCAAAACAUACCAAAAGAAUCAACGAUCGAUGAAAUAAAAUUUAUCGAAUCAGUAAUAGAAAUUAUUCAAGAGUUACCAGUUGAAGCCAGUGAAUAUUAA